This is a messenger RNA of Neurospora crassa OR74A, 3653 nucleotides long. RefSeq lists its product as hypothetical. The record is from RefSeq and is a predicted model, not a curated record. NCBI's taxonomy places the organism in Eukaryota, Fungi, Ascomycota, Sordariomycetes, Sordariales, Sordariaceae. Bases 1345 to 2967 code for a protein of 540 amino acids. The transcript has a single exon.
CAAAAGCUAGAACAACGCCGUGGCCGGAGCUGCUGCAUUGGGUGUUGGUACCUCGUUCAUGCCGGCAACCCGUCUCACGCCUAGAGGUACCAAGACCCUGGUCCCGUUGUCGCAACCUACUAUCUCCCUCAUUCGAAUCUUCCCUGCGAGGUGGGCGUGCACGCCGCUAUCUCCCUCCUUCCAUCUCAGUCGAUGUCUCUCCCAUCCCGUCAUUACAUUCUACAACAACACAACCAGUGAACAGGACCCACGAGCCAAUUGUCAGGACAAAUAGUGUCGGGAAUUCAAAUCCAAUCAUCCCGCUACUGACUCAGGCUCCUUUGCUGCCUUCGACCAUCAUAUCUGAGUCUACAGGUUGUCCCCCCCACCACGCAAGCGCUGAUCUCUUUGAUCUAUCUUGUUGGCCGUUUUGUCCAUCCGCCCCCUGCGUAUACUUCACGCCCACGUACGUAUCAUCAGAUUCACACCAGGCGUGACCUUCACUUAUCGGCGCCACGGAACGAAAAGCAAACGUUCAGCAUCCCAUCGCAACGCUCAGGGCGGGCCCCUCAUCAAGUAGCAACCUCGCUGGGCAUAUCAAGAUCCACGAUACUUGCUGCACCCCUUCCUCCCUAUCAUACCUCUCCCUCUCACGACAUCCAGGUCCACCGCCAGAUUAGGCUUGUGCCAGAUUGCACCAGAUUGUGUCAGAUUGUGCCAGAAUUCCAUCGACAAGAGGGACCAGCUAGCCAGCCCCCACCGCUUCACAGGUCACCCUUUAUCGCCGGUUCCUGGAUCAUCCUCUCCCCCCUGGCUGCCUUGUUUUGACCCCUUCGGGCACACCCCAGCCGUUAGGACUUGUCGACCAAUCCACAGGCGCCCUACCCAGCGAUCUUGUCCCCGGCCGGUGAUAUACAUACCUCAUACGGAGCCGCUCGAAAGCCCAACGGCUCCUCUUGACUUCCGUCAUCAACCCACACUGAACCUCCCGUCUCCCCACAGUUUCCACUUGUUUCGCUAAAGUACCAAGAGACCCCUGACUCUUUCCCAUCAAGUUGGACCGUGAAUGUCCAACGUCCUUUUUGUUUAUCUACCAUUCCAUGGACCUCCGACGAUUCUCCCAUCAGCAAUUCGUUGCCAUGUGUGAGCCUCGAUAGUAACCACCACGAACAGUACCUAUCUAUCUACCUACCCUACUUACCUUACUUACUGACGUGAGUCGGUACCAUCACCCUUGGGCGUCAUUUAUACACUACGUCACGCGAUCCUUCCACCGUUCUCAUUCACCUUAACCCUGUGAAGGAAGGGCGUUGUUGGAGUCAGGAGGUCGACGGGACGACAGUUGUUCCGGGGAAGUUGACGGGCAUGUCAGCCAAGUCAUCCCCAUCGCCGCUCCAGGCGCCGGUCAACAACCCAGUGGACGAAACCGCGAUGCCCAAGGGCCAUUGUCGAUACAUUCUGUGCGUACCAGAAAUCAAGGGCCACCGAUGUGCCUGCGUCGGCUUCUCUCGCCAGAAAGGCAUUCCGGGCGCGACCUGCCAGUGUGGUCAUUUGGCCUGCUAUCAUCAGAAGGAGCCAGACUCGUUACCUGGCGACCAACUCGAACUGCUAAAGAGGCGUAUCCAACAACUUGAGGAGCAGGUUACUAGAGGUAUUGCUGAAGAUGUUGUCAGCAGGUUGUCUGAUGUGGAGCACGACAUGAAGAAGACCAGAGGUAUCGUAAGCAGGUUGACAGACGUGGAGGAAACCUUGGAGAAGAGUAGGGAAGAGUUCGGUGAACAGAUCAAAGGGACCUACCGGAAUGUCAGCAUCAGCUGGCGGUCAAUCGAACAACUAGAGCGCAAGACUCAACAUCAGGACGAGCAACUGCGUGAAGUGUGCGAGAGGUUGAGGGUCCAUGAUGAGCAGCUUGACAAGUUACAGGCAGGACAGCUGGAACUCAGGGACGCCGAUAUAAGCCUCGAAGAACGGAUCGAGAAUAUUGCUGAGACGAUGGAAGAGCUGGAGGACUCGCAGGACGCACGGGACGCAGAGGAAGACGACCAUCUGGCCAAACUUAACGGACAUCACCCCCGAAGAAGGUGCACAUCUGACAUGUCUCGCCCAAACUUUCCUGCAGGCCCUUUGGGCCUUUUGGGCGGUGGCGCAAAUCCCAUCGAUAUUCACGGCCACUCGCAAGUAGGGCGGCCGCCCGUCCGAGAAUAUGGAGAAGGAUCCGCGCUCGACGGGACUCUGAUCUCCCACGCCACAAGAACACCCCCGCUCUCUGCCCGGUCGACGGGUGCCUGGACCGUUCAUAUUUCGCUGCUUCCCCAUGCCCGUGUGCCCAUGCCGUUCGAGAGGAAUACCAACGCGUACCAACGAUGCCUAUCACGGGGUCUCCACCAAAUGGUAGCUGUUCAUGGGAGGGACGCUUCGUCAUUUGUCAAGGCCGUUGAGAAGGCGUUCGGCAUGUUCCUGAGAGGCCGUUCGUGGAUGCCCCUUCAAGCCAAACUCUGCGACGCCGAGCCACUCCAGGGCCUUCCGAUGCUGCGUCAACUUGAAGCUUCCCUAGUCGACUCCAGCUACGACCACGACUUCCUCCGCAAGAACUGUGCCGUUUGCGACGCGAGUGGUAUGAUCGACUCGCUAUACAUUGCUAUGCGGCACGACACCAUUUCGUGGCACACGCUGAGGCAUGCUCCUGUAUUCAUGGAAGGCCUCGAAGCCGCGUGGGCAUAUGACCCGAUGCUCGACACGGAUCCUUUUGAUGGCGACAUGGCCGUUGACGACAGGGAACGGCCCGCUGCCGGUGAGAUCACCUCGGUAUUGCCUUCUUUGGCGCCGCCAUCCUCCCUCAAACGGUCUCGCGCAGAAAUGUCUCGAUCUAAUAGCUUUGGGGCAGCCGCUCCUUCAGUCGAUGGUGAAGCGACCCGAGUAAAGCGGACUUGCCCAUCACCACCUUCCAGCUCCAUCCUGGAGCUGCGAAGGCGCGUUGAAACGGCAUGACUGGAAGAAGAAGAUGUACGCUCGCAUCUGAGCUCGAUAAGUAGUAAUGGGCGUUAUUAUCAGGGCGGUAGAAUAUUAUUAUCGGGUUUUUGACUUGAUGUGCCCAGAUAGUCAUGUAAGGAAAGAAGGAGGGCAUAUGUCGACAUUUGUCAACAACAGGCGUUUGAUUGAGACGGGCAAACGGGGGCGUAUGCUCACAUAUUUGAUGGCCAUGUUUUUCAACUUCCGGGUCGAGAAGGGGUAAUCUGGUAACAGGAUGCACACGGUCACCUACCAGCAUUCAUCCUAUAGAUGUUGUGUGUGUGUCGGUGAUUUUAUUUGCAUUCUGUUUAGCUGCUUAUCUUCGUUGAUACUUUGGUUCGAACCCAGAUAACUUCAGGCUCUAACACAACUCUUUCGGGGCGAUUAGCUAGAAAAAGGCAGGCGCGUGACGACGAUGAUGGCAAUCAUGACGACAAAACGCGGAAUGUAUCAAUGAAACUUGGAAGUUGUUUCCAAAGUUCCUCCGGAGUGCAAACGAAUCGUAUAACCGUUGAUGACACUGCUGUUGAUAGACGGGCGAGGCGUGUGUCACUUCGAUGAGUUUUCGGGAUGGAGCCUAUAAAGGGCUGACAGAGUAGGAGAGAGAAAAAAGAAAUCUGAUAAUUAGACAUAUAAAUAAAAUUUUAGAAAAAGAAAAAAAAAAA